Nilaparvata lugens (brown planthopper) is the source of this 2362-nucleotide messenger RNA. RefSeq names its product chromobox protein homolog 1. The record is from RefSeq and is a predicted model, not a curated record. Gene Ontology annotation, biological process: chromatin organization; negative regulation of transcription by RNA polymerase II. NCBI's taxonomy places the organism in Eukaryota, Metazoa, Arthropoda, Insecta, Hemiptera, Delphacidae. The coding region runs from base 230 to 778 and encodes 182 amino acids. The transcript is spliced from 6 exons. Gene Ontology annotation, molecular function: chromatin binding. Gene Ontology annotation, cellular component: nucleus; pericentric heterochromatin.
UUGUCACAGUUCUCAGUUGUCUGUUAGUCUGUACUUACUGUUUGUUCACGUCCCGGCUCUGUUCUGUCUUCGUUUCCUUUUGCUUGAUGGUGCAUUGUACGAAAAUAAUGUUUUAACAAGUGUAAUAUAAAUUAAAUUCAUAAGAAUUAAUCAAUUUUCAUCGUUUGAAGCUUGUAAAGCCAUUACUAGACACCGGUAGAGUCUUUCCAUUUCUGAACACUGUGAAAUAAUGAGUGCUGCAGGAACAAGUAUUGAAAUUGAUCCACCUACUCCACAAGCCGCUCCUCAAGAGGAGGGAGAAUUUUCUGUUGAGAAAGUUCUUGAUAAAAGGAUUCGCUUUGGAAAAGUUGAGUACCUACUCAAGUGGAAAGGUUACUCAGAUGCUGACAAUACUUGGGAACCAGAAGAGAACCUGGACUGUCCUGAGUUGAUACAGCUGUUUGAAGAUUCAAUCGCACCGAAACCCAUCAAGAAAGAAGAACAACCGCCCAAGAUGUUGAGUAGAAAAAGUACUCCUGGCACCACACGGAAGAAGAUGAUUGAGGAAAUCGAAAUCGAUAAACCAAGAGGAUUCGACCGACAAUUAGAACCCGAUAAAAUUAUCGGCGCAACAGAUUCUAGUGGGGAGCUAAUGUUCUUGAUGAAAUGGAAAGGCACUGAGGAAGCUGACUUAGUACCAUCAAAACAGGCCAACCUCCUUUGUCCCCAGAUCGUGAUUAGGUUCUAUGAAGAGAGGCUCACAUGGCAUACCUCCUGUCAUGACGAAGAGGAACGUUAGGCUGUUUCAAGUUCUUCACUAAUACUGCCAAAUUAGGCUAGUUUUACAUAUUUUAUUUUAAAUAUAAGUUUUUAUCUUCUAAGUUGGUGAUGAGACUCUCUACUCAAGCCAUCUACCAGUAUUAUUGUAAUUGAUUGAUUUUGUAUGUUCCAUCCACGAAAUAACUCCCUGAGAGUUCAGGAAAGUUUGCAGCAUGUCUGUUGAGUACAUAGUUUAGUUCUUAGGUUAUUUUAGGCUACUGUGAGUUAUUUUAACUUUUGGUUACCUUCUCACCUUCCUGGUGAAGUAAUGCAAUAUUUUAUUAAUUUCUCCUCUAUGUGUGCUAAUGGAGAACUGUAAUAAUACUGUAUACUGAAAUACUAUAUAAUAUAAUUACAGUAUAUUAUUUUAGUGAAAUAUGCAUAGACUAUAUUGGAUAAGUAUAAUACUUCUAAAUGUAACUUCACGUUCAGGAUUUGCAAUCCUCGGAGUAAUUACAAUACAUUCCUUUAUCAGAAGUCCAUAUAUAAGGGUGUUUUUAUAAAGUUUUAGUUUUUCUCACGAUUAAAAUGAUAUGCAAUUGUAUGCUAUCGAUAUUCACAAUGAUAUAAGUGAAUAGUUAUUUUAUUUUAAUGUCGUGUUCCUCAAUAUUCAACAGUGAAAGUAAUAAAUCCAACUUCAGAAGAGACUUUUCAUCAAAAAUCUGUAUAUGUUUCCCAAAAUCGUCAUAGUGUCACAAUUCAUUUUCCAGCUGUACUAAACUCAAAUUAACCUAAUAUUUUUAACAUUGAAUCGUUCACAUUUUUCUUAUCAUUCUAUUUUCUCAUCAUUGUCCAUAUAAUGGUGCGAAAGAAAUUUAGUAGAAUACAAUUUCUAUAACUAACUUAUAGCUAUUGUCCCUGGAGCUUUAAAACUCGCUAUCGAACUACUUAUUUUUGAUAACAAAUUCAAUGAUUGCUCUGAUAAGAGAUUUUCAACCGAUUAGUUGCCCUCCUUCUCCUAAAUACAAUAAAUAAAAUGUAAACCAUAUCUAAAUAGAGAUAAUGAAAUAAUUAUUCCCAGUAACUUUGAGCUUGCUUCAAGUUACCUCUUAUAUUUUUAUUUGUAAUUCUGUGGCAAUUGGAAUUUAAAUAACAUUUAUAUAUUCUGUCCCUUUAUAUAGUUUGUAUUCUUAAUUUAGGCAUAGGCUAGUGUGUUAUGAGUCUGAGAAGUAUUUUCUAAUGUUCCAUUGUCAUGUGAACGUAAUUACAAAUUAUAAGAAGACUAUUAUCAUAACAUUGCUGUGAUAUGAUAAAUCUUAGUUAUUUUAUGAUAAUAUUAUCUAAGUACUAAUUUAUAUUAUUCAUAGUUGAAAAUCAUUAAAAAAAAUCAUAGUUUGGUUUAGUUUUUUAUAGCCCUAUUAUUUAUGCAACCAAAUUAUUUCUUAAGUAAUACAAGUAGGUAGUGUUUGUUCUAUUAAAAAUAAGUUACUUCAAUUGAAAUAUGACAAAUAACCAAUAGAUUUGGAUGUUUGCGGGUAAGAGCAUUGGAACCUCUUGCAUUGUAAAUUCUUUGUCGUACUCAGUCUUCGAUGUGCUUCUGAAAUUAUACUUCUUAAACCUUAAA